This is a messenger RNA of Metarhizium brunneum ARSEF 3297, 1791 nucleotides long. RefSeq lists its product as uncharacterized. The record is from RefSeq and is a predicted model, not a curated record. Gene Ontology annotation, molecular function: protein binding; U3 snoRNA binding. Lineage: Eukaryota; Fungi; Ascomycota; Sordariomycetes; Hypocreales; Clavicipitaceae. Gene Ontology annotation, cellular component: small-subunit processome.
AUGUCGUCUUUUUUUACAAUCCCUGGCUCGCAGAAAAAGCGAAAGCGAGCUGCUGCUCCAGAAGCGCCAAAGAAAAGAAUUGCUGGUGCAAAACCAUCCUCUGCUAAGUCCUCCACCAGAACUGGUGCCGCGAAUUCUAAGCGGAGAGUCGACCGAGAUGAAUCGAUCUCUGGUAGCGACUCCGACGAUGAUGAAAGCUACGACAGCGCCUCAAACCCCGGCGACGAUGAGGGUGUAGAGGACCGUCAGAGCUCGGACGAUGAAGGCGAAACCGCGGCCGAGAAAAGACUUCGUCUUGCUGAGCGCUAUCUCGAAAAUAUCAAGGAGCACGUUGAUGAAGCUGGGUUCGAUGCUGCGGAUAUUGACCGAGAUCUGAUUGCUGAACGGCUUCAAGAAGAUGUAGCCGAGACCAAAGGCAGGGUCUACCGCCAAUUGGCUACGCAAUUGGCAUUCAGUAAAGCAUCGCAAACCUUUUUCCGCACUAAUACCAACUCAGUCACAUCCAUCGCUGUAUGCGCACCUUUCGUGUACACUGCGACAAAAGAUCUUGUUUUACACAAAUGGAGAACUCAAGAUCUUCCUCAAUAUCAAUUUCCUCAGACAACAAAAAGAAAACCCAAGAAACCGCCUGCGCCACCAAGAAAACGACCCCAAUUGGAGGCAUGGAUUAAGGGCAACAAGAGCAAAAGCAAGGACAAAAAUUACAAGAGACACACGGGUCAAAUUCUGGCAGUGGCAGCCUCCCCGGAUGGAAAAUAUGUCGUGACGGGUGGCGAGGACAAGAAAUUGAUUGUGUAUGAAGCCGAUACGCUGAAACCGAUCAAAGUCCUUACACAUCAUAGAGACGCCAUCACAGGACUGGCAUUUCGUCGCGGCACUAAUCAGUUGUAUUCGUCAUCGAGAGACCGAACUGUCAAAGUAUGGAGUCUAGACGAAUUAGCCUACAUAGAAACGCUCUUCGGGCAUCAAGACCAUGUCGUCGAUAUUGACGCCCUUGCCCAGGAGCGCUGUGUCUCCGUCGGCGCAAGAGACAGAACGGCCCGUUUAUGGAAAGUCAUGGAGGAGACGCAACUCGUUUUCCGUGGCGGAGCGGUCGACAAGAAAAAUGCUCCCCAGGAUAUUGACCCGCGAUCGCUGCUCCACGAAGGAAGCAUGGAUCGUGUCGCCAUGAUCGACGAAGACCUCUUUGUCACUGGAAGCGACAACGGUGCCAUUGCACUCUGGAGCGUAACCAAGAAGAAGCCUGUUUACAUCGAGCCCCUUGCACACGGCUUAGACCCGGCUAUAAAUCCCCUCGACGCCUCAGCAGAAGUCAAUCCUGACCCGAAAAAGGUCAUUCCCGCACCUACGCCACGUUGGAUCACAGCCCUCAAGACAAUUCCAUACUCAGACAUUAUUCUCAGCGGUAGCUGGGACGGGCACAUUCGUGUAUGGAAGCUUACUGAGGACAAGAAGAAAAUUGAGCAGAUUGGCGUGCUUGGUGACUUCGCUGACGACUAUGACAACGAGUCUGUUAAAGAUGCUCCUAGCAGCAAUGGCACCGCGGAGUCGCGCCGUCCUAUACCCGGACUGAUCAACGAUAUUGCUGUUUUUGAACGUGGUGAACGUGGCAAAGAUGGGCUAUGUGUGGUUGCUGCAGUGGCGCAGGAGCACCGUUUCGGAAGAUGGAAGGUAUUCAAGGGUGGUGUACGCAAUGGCGGUGUCGUGUUUGAAAUAUCGCGGAUACCUACAGCCCAAGUGAAUGGGGAUCAUGAGAGUUCAGGUUCUGAUGACGACGAGAGUGAUUCAUAG